This is a messenger RNA of Truncatella angustata, 720 nucleotides long. RefSeq names its product ASF1 like histone chaperone-domain-containing protein. Lineage: Eukaryota; Fungi; Ascomycota; Sordariomycetes; Amphisphaeriales; Sporocadaceae. The transcript is spliced from 2 exons. Gene Ontology annotation, cellular component: nucleus. The annotation marks the transcript as partial. The record is from RefSeq and is a predicted model, not a curated record. Gene Ontology annotation, molecular function: histone binding. Gene Ontology annotation, biological process: DNA replication-dependent chromatin assembly; nucleosome assembly; nucleosome disassembly.
AUGUCGGUCGUUUCGCUUCUUGGGGUCAACAUCCUCAACAACCCUGCCAAGUUCACCGACAAAUACGACCUGGAGAUUACUUUCGAAUGCCUCGAGCCUUUAGAGAAGGAUCUCGAGUGGAAGCUCACGUACGUCGGAUCGGCCACGUCUGAUCAGUACGAUCAAGAGCUCGACUCUCUUCUCGUCGGUCCCAUCCCUGUCGGCGUCAACAAGUUCGUGUUCGAAGCAGAUGCUCCCGACACCAAGCGCAUCCCCGAUGCCGAUGUCCUCGGUGUCACUGUCGUCCUCCUGACCUGCUCGUACGACGGGCGCGAGUUCGUGCGUGUUGGCUACUACGUCAACAACGAAUACGAGGUCGAUGAGCUGAACGCAGACCCCCCUGCCAAGCCCAUCAUCGAGAAGAUUCGCCGCAAUGUCCUGGCCGACAAGCCCAGAGUUACUCGAUUUGCCAUCAAGUGGGAUUCUGAGGCUUCAGCGCCCGCCGAGUUCCCCCCUGAGCAGCCCGAGGCUGACGUCGUCGCCGACGAGGAGGAGUAUGGUGCCGAGGAGCUCGCUGAGGAGGAAGGUGAGGACGCUGCCGUAGGCGAAGCAAAUGGCGCACCGUCAGCGGCUGCUGGCGGUGAUGCUGAGAUGGGCGGUGUUGAGGAGACAGCCGAGCCUGCUGAGGAGGAUGACAUGUCCGAGGACGGCAGUGUCGACCUCGAGAACGAAAGCGAGGAC